CAUGGAGAUUUUCAACUUAAUAGCAUUGGCUCUGACAUUAUUCCUAGCAAUAGUGCCAAAGAUGGAGAGCCAAAUAAAGCCUAUUCCAAAAACCCCUCGUCCACUUUGUGCAUCUCAAUUUGCACUAGUGAACUACGCUUGUUCGAGGUUGCCAUUCUCCCCCGGUGUCCCACCGGAUUCCCCGUCCCCUGACGAAGAAAACAACAACCACCACAAUCGCAGCCACAGACAUGGCCAUAGACAUGGACACAGACAUAGGCACCACCAAACCCCUGAUGAAGAUAACUGUUGCCGGUGGGCUAAGGAAGUUGACCACCAAUGUGUGUGUGAACUUCUACUGCGCUUGCCACCCUUCCUUAUUAGACCUUCGCAUCAGUACACACUCAAGGUUGGAGCAUCGUGUGAUAUCACUUACUCAUGCGGUGCACCAAUAUGAUUCAAUGUUCUCAAACUUGCAUUUUAAGUCAUCCAAGUUAAAUCACUCCAAUCUUGUGUUCAGUUUUAAGGACUAACAUCAUACUUAAUUAUCGUUUCUCCAGGGUUCUGUAGUCUUGUUAUCUAGCUGUUGUUUGUUUGCU
Molecule: messenger RNA, 578 nt
Organism: Glycine soja
Lineage: Eukaryota; Viridiplantae; Streptophyta; Magnoliopsida; Fabales; Fabaceae
Exons: 1
Coding region: 2-436 (144 amino acids)
Source: RefSeq, a predicted model, not a curated record